Drosophila elegans is the source of this 1815-nucleotide messenger RNA. It is a transcript of the gene Argk1, whose product is annotated as arginine kinase. The record is from RefSeq and is a predicted model, not a curated record. The transcript is spliced from 3 exons. Lineage: Eukaryota; Metazoa; Arthropoda; Insecta; Diptera; Drosophilidae. Gene Ontology annotation, molecular function: creatine kinase activity. The coding region runs from base 11 to 1699 and encodes 562 amino acids. Gene Ontology annotation, biological process: phosphocreatine biosynthetic process.
CUAAUACAAAAUGUUUGCUUUGUGGUACUUAACUUUUGCGGUCGAUGAAAUACGCAAACGUUUAGCUUGGUUAUUUAGUUCUAACAAGCCUGCAGCGCAAGCGCUAGACAACAAGCCGGCAAAUCCCACUCCCGCCAAGGAAUCCGCUCCAGCUCCAGUUCCAAAACCCGCUGCAGUUCCUGCCCCAACGCCAGAGCCCCCAAAACCAGCGCCUGUUGUAGCACCCAAACCCACACCGGUUCCAGUUCCUGCUCCAGCACCUGUUCCCCCGAAAGAGGAAGCACCCGCACCGAAACCCAAAGCAGAACCUGCUCCCGCACCCGUUGUUACCCCGCCCAAACCAACUUUACCAGCCAAACCCAGUAGUCCGCCGAAACAAGCCGACAAGAUGCCCAUCCCAUUGCCCAAAUCCUUGAGCGAGGCCAGCACAAAUGGCCAAAAUGGCAAUGCAGCCAAUGGCAGUGGGCCCGGAAGUGUGGAUGAACGUGUUUUGGGCGGCCGGCAGGCGCCCGAGAAGGUGCUCCCGACGCCCAAGGAUGCCAGCAACGACUUCAUCAAGGGCGAGACCAAUGCCUUCAUCCAGUCCAUUAAGGAGGCACAGCAGCUGGGCGAGCGCAAACAAGACACCAUGGUUGAUGCCGCUGUUCUCGCUAAACUGGAGGAGGGUUAUGCCAAGCUGGCUGCCUCCGACUCCAAGUCGCUGUUGAAGAAGUACCUGACCAAGGAGGUCUUCGACAACCUGAAGAACAAGGUCACGCCCACCUUCAAGUCGACCCUGCUGGAUGUGAUCCAGUCCGGCCUGGAGAACCACGACUCCGGCGUGGGCAUCUAUGCCCCCGAUGCCGAGUCGUACACAGUGUUCGCCGAUCUGUUCGACCCCAUCAUCGAGGACUACCAUGGUGGCUUCAAGAAGACCGACAAGCACCCGGCCUCCAACUUUGGCGAUGUGGCCACCUUCGGCAACGUUGACCCCACCAACGAGUACGUGAUCUCCACUCGCGUGCGCUGCGGCCGCUCCAUGCAGGGCUACCCCUUCAACCCCUGCCUGACCGAGGACCAGUACAAGGAGAUGGAGGGCAAGGUGAGCAGCACCCUGUCUGGACUGGAGGGUGAGCUGAAGGGCAAGUUCUACCCCCUGACCGGCAUGGAGAAGGCCGUCCAGCAGCAGCUGAUCGACGACCACUUCCUGUUCAAGGAGGGCGAUCGCUUCCUGCAGGCCGCCAAUGCCUGCCGCUUCUGGCCCAGCGGCCGUGGCAUCUACCACAACGAUGCCAAGACCUUCCUGGUCUGGUGCAACGAGGAGGACCAUCUCCGCAUCAUCUCCAUGCAGCAGGGCGGUGAUCUGGGCCAGAUCUACAAGCGUCUGGUGACCGCCGUCAACGAGAUCGAGAAGCGUGUGCCCUUCAGCCACGACGACCGUCUCGGCUUCCUGACCUUCUGCCCCACCAACCUGGGCACCACCAUCCGUGCCUCCGUGCACAUCAAGGUGCCCAAGCUGGCCUCCAACAAGGCCAAGCUGGAGGAGGUUGCCGCCAAGUACAACCUGCAGGUGCGCGGCACCCGCGGCGAGCACACCGAGGCCGAGGGCGGUGUCUACGACAUCUCCAACAAGCGUCGCAUGGGUCUGACCGAGUUCGAUGCCGUCAAGGAGAUGUACGAUGGCAUCACCGAGCUGAUCAAGCUCGAGAAGAGCCUGUAAAUUGCCCGCACACCGCCGAGCAUCGUCCCCCCGUCUGGUGGUGCAUCCCCAAGGAGCUAAUAUCUGUCCACGGGAGCCACCAGUUCGGGGCACACGCAACAAUCAACAACAACAAC